This is a messenger RNA of Paramuricea clavata, 4219 nucleotides long. The record is from the annotation of a GenBank genome assembly. NCBI's taxonomy places the organism in Eukaryota, Metazoa, Cnidaria, Anthozoa, Malacalcyonacea, Plexauridae.
AUGGAAGAUAAAGUAAACGAACUCGCUGAAAAGUUCAAAGACUUGAAAGCAGUCGCUUUACAGAAAGGUUGCAAGGAGGAGGACGUCAUUCGGUUAUUCUUGAAAGAAGCCGGGAAGAUUAAAGCGAAGAAAGAGCCAUCGUUUAGAAGAUUUAAACUCCUGGCAGUUGUGUUGAUUAUUCCGUUAUUUCUAGCGACUAUUGGCUACUAUUUCUUGUACGAUAUAUUCGACGAAACCUCUCCAUGUUCAAUCGAUAACAGUAUUUUUGUGCUCGAAGCAGCACGUCCUAUUGCCAACUGCCAAAUGUGCAAAGGUCUCAAGGAAGUGCCUAAAGUAUCUGGACUCACACCAGAACAGUUUGUAGAAAAGUUUGCCUACAGUAGUCGGCCGCUUGUUGUCACAGACGCGACCCAGUCGUGGACGGCAAUGCAACAGUUCUCGUAUGAAUAUUUUCGAAAGUUGUACACGGAUAGCGAGACGGCUUUGAAUUCCACAGAAGAGGAAUGCCAAUUCUUUCCUUAUCGAACAGAAUUUCAUUCUCUGCGUCAAGUGUUUAAAAUGUCGAAAGCAAGAGCUGAAUUCAAAGCUGAACCUUGGUACAUUGGAUGGUAUGUGUGUGAUAUUAUUAUUUUUAUUGUUUAUAUUGCGUAUAUUUACCAAGUAUUAAACCUGCAGUGUAGCAAUACUGAUUUCAAGACAUGUUAAGUAAAAUUCUUCAGUAAUGCUCUCUUAUGUUUUGUGACAUAUGCCUGAAUAUUUUUAAUUAACAUGCGCUGAAUUCAGUUAUUUUUUGCUCGUAUUAUAAUACCUUCAUCUUUCAAUAUAUAUUAUCAUUAAGUAAGCUCAUAUAGGGCACCGGAAGUUGAUCUAUAUCUCGUAAUUAAAAUACAUAAAUAGCAAAUUGAAAACACGCAGAAAACCAGCUGUGUUUGCAUGGAAAUGGCUGCAUUAAAAACAGAGUACUUGAUGUCUUUCAUUUCUGUUACACAGUCAUCCUCAAGGGCCAAGGCUGUCUUACCUAUCGUAUCCAACCUGCUUACAAACUUGAGUUGUAUUUUGUAAGUCAAGCACACAACUAGCUCAUGUUACCGUAGGUUAGUUGUGUGCUUGAUUCACACAGUACGACUCAAGUUGUUAGGAGAUUGCAUGCAACAGUUUUAGGCAAAAGUUUUCAGCCUUCAGAGACGUGCUCAGGUUUCUUUGUUAGCCCAUUAAGACGAACAAAAUUUGUACUUUGCCGAUUUUUUUUUGACAAGUGCAUACUUGUUCAAAAGCUAGCACACUGGCUUUUUUAAACCAGCAUACUUGAAAAAUUGGCAAAGUGGCCCAUACAGACGAGCAAGUAAAACUUGUUAUAUGAAAACUUGUAGUUGUGAUAGGAAACUUGCUGAUCUGUAAUUGUUUCAGCGGACGUGCAGUGUUUCAUGCACAUCGAAAAACUCAGUUUCAUUGACUAGGAAAAUCGUCUACUGUUAGACGAAGUUAAAUACUCAAGUGGGUAUCGUUCAUAUAUGUACCUGAAAACGAACGAGCAGGAAUAGGAAACGCGAUUGCUCACAUAUUUGAUAUUUCACACAACAUUCAAAUCCUCUCUCACACGUCCCCUCUCCGAAUGCUGACGUGUACAAAUGACGUCAGCCAGAAAAGACAUUGUGCUAAAGGUCUCAGGACCUGACUGUAUUAUUUUUCAUACGAUGGGUAAUAGAUGACAGGUGUUCUUCUGCAAUCAUUUGGUUCAACGAGUUCGUUUACCCGUCGCGUUCCCGCCCUACAUGCGUUAAGGUUAUUAUCAAAAUUUGAACCAGCUUAAAGUUGAUUCGCAAUUCAGCUCUCUGUACUCUGUAGGCUACGGUGUAUACUCUCACUGGGGUCUGGGGUCUAGGCUAGCUCCGGUGAGCUCUAUAAAUUUCUGGAGCAAGAACUUCAGUCAUUCGGUAAUCGUUCCAUGUUUUGCGCACCAAUAUAGUAAACGUUAUGUAAUGGAUAUUAUAGUGUACUGAAAAGUUAACUGGAUACCUCCAUAUACAUAUAUACAGCUCUAACCCUAUCCCUAACCUUAAACCUAACCCCUAACCUAACCCUAAUACCUAACCCUUAACCCUAACUUAUAUUGGUGCGCGAAACAUGGGACGAUAACCAGUCAUUCGGUCAAUGAGAAAAGUGAAGCCAAGAUGCCGGUCAUUGACGUCCAAUAGCUCUGAAGGUCGUAAACAGUUUUUAUACCAUUUUUCCAGCGGACCGUAUUGCUAAUCAAGUUUUCUGUUCAUAAAAUCAUAACAUUGGUCUUUAAAUCGAAGUCAAAAUACGGCGAAAUUUCGGCACACUCCUUGCCAAGAUGGCGGAAAUCGAGAGAGCUAUUGGACGUCAGUACCAGUCCUUUUGUAUUGCUUUUAUGUGCGCGGUUAAAACGAAGCUGGCUUCACUUUUUGGACUCGAGUUUUCGCUCCAGAUAUAUAUGGAGCUCACUGGCUAGCUUUGCUGCUCCAAGGAAAGGUGAUUAGCAUUCUCAAUAGACCUUUCCGGUAAUUACAUCACAGCUACAUUGUUUUCAACUUAGGACCAUCUUAAAUGGAAUGGAUUUCAAGUUUUAAGCUCUAACACGAAAACGAGGCUGAGGGGCCAUGGCUUCUUUGGGGCCCUCCGCCUCGUUUUCGUGUUAAAGCUUAUUCCCGCAUAAUAAUGUUUUUUUCCCUCAAAAUAAUAAUUUUUUAUCAUGCAUGUGUUAAAGAAGGAUGCUCUGCUUCUUUGCGUAUACACGCGUAAAAAUUAAGAAAAUCGGCAACUUGUUCCAGGUUGAUAUCAACAGGCGUGAACAAGGUUGUGCGGCCCACUAUGAACAGUAUUGUCAACAUGUUGUUACAGCAUUGUUCAACUGUAACAACUUGGAACAACAAGGUUGACAACUUGUUCAUAGUUGGCCGCACAACAUUGUUCACGCCUGUCGAUAUCAACUUGGAACAACCUGUGCGUUUUUAGCCAUGUAGCCAGUGAGAAAAAAACCUUGAACUCCAUUUCAUUUAAGCGUGAUUUAAGAUGGUCCUAAGUUGAAAACAAUGUAGUUGUGACGUAAUUGCCGGAAAGGUCUAUUCGCUUUACCUUUUAAAACAAAUCCUAUUUUUUUCUAGGAGUAAUUGUGACAGCGAAGUGAGAGCGGAACUUCGCAGACACUACAGUAAACCUUACUUUAUACCCUCGGACUCAGAACACAGCGAGACUGAUUGGAUUUUCAUGGGUGGCGUGGGGCCUGGAGCGAAUAUUCAUGUAAGGAUCAGUGACAAUCUCGUUUCCCGAGCCUGCGAUCCUCGGGAAGGAAUGUGAGGCUCUGUGAUAAUCCGUUUCGUGGAGGAGUCUGAUUGGCCGUUGAAAUGGAAUGCGUAGUUCAAUCUUAGCCAGGAUUCCUGGCUUCCGGCAACGGAUUAUCCCAGAGCAUCGCGUUCCUUCCCGAGGAUCGCAAGCUCGGGGAACGAGAUUGGUAAGGAUCAGCGAGUGCCAUUAUAAUGUUAUAUUUUCAUUUAAAUUGUUCGCAUUUUCAGUUAGAUAUCAUGACUAUUUUUGUAACAGCCAAAAAAAGGAUGUUCUAAUACAUGUGAUCAGUACCGUAUAUCUGGAGUGAGAAUUCGAAAGUUACCGUUCUCCGGUUGGUUUUCUUACCCCCAGAAUAAAAUGUAGUUGCUACGGUGAAGCUGUGAAGGUAUCGUGGGCAUUAUCCUUAUAUAUAUUAUUUCUGCAAUGUUUGCCUAGAUGGAUAAUGUUGAACGACCGUCAUGGCAAGCCCAGUUAUCUGGCAGAAAAACCUGGUCAAUUUAUCCACCACCUGAAUGUGAAAGUGUUUGUGAACCCAUGCUGAAUGUGACCAUCGAAAAAGGAGAAAUAGGUAAGCGUAUACUGGGUGUCCCCCCAAAAACUGGACACUGUUUGAUUUCAUGUGACGUAAAAGGUAUAAAAGCUAUCGCAAUGAAAUCAAGAUCAUUGCAUUCAGAAAGGACUAACUUAGAUUUUGAUAUAUAACACUUGAAUUUAAAUGCAAUAUUGACUGCGCUAUUAAUGUUUGAACGUUGAACUACCGUUUUUGAAAAUGCCAAAACAUGUCUGGUUGCCGUGAAAUUAUAAACUUGAAUUUCAUUUUAUUUCAGUUGUGAUUGACACAAACAAUUGGUACCAUGCGACGACAGUGGAACCAGGAGAAAUAAGCAUCACGAUCGGUUCUGAAUAUGAUUAA